AAAACUGAAAAGAAAUUUUUCGAACGUUACAAACGUUAGUGGACUAGCGUAAGUCAUAGUCGCCGCACUCAUCGAUCCGCUGAUUUUCUUUACAAGUAUCUAGUAUCUAUAGAUCGUUCGGUGAAUUGUAAGAGAGAGUGUAUAACGUAGUCGCGGGUUUACACUUUCGGACAAUACUUUUCUAAUACCGCGAAAAGUGACCAGUGCUAACCCAAAAAAGAUCCAGUAUUGAAAAUUCGAACGCGAAUAAGUGCAUUCCCGGAUUUUUGUUUUAGUUUAAGUGAAAGAAGGACCUUUUUCGGAAUACUAGUUUUGAUCCACGCUGCAAAAGAUGAAGAUUUUAUUACUUCUCCUUAUUGCGCUGCCUAUAUCAACUUUGUCAUAUGUCGUGGAGAAAGAAAUCAAAGUGGAGACAAAUGUCCAAGGCCCAUCAGCAGAUGCUACCAUAACGAAGAGAUCGGGAGGCGGCAGUUUUGAUUUUGUUUCUCAAAUUAAAAAGGGCUUUCUUUCUGGGGCUGGGCGAGCGUCAGCUGCUCUAGCGUCAGGUAGCUCUGGAAGCAGUAGCAGUUUCAAUAAACCAGAGGAACCAGUGCACGCCAACUCAGUGGACUUCGACCCUUGGUCACUAAAGAAAUCGGUCUUCAACACUCUUUUCCAAGCUGUGAAAGCCAUCACGGGAGGUGUAACCGCAAUUAAGGGACAAAUCAUCAAAGGCAGCGGCUACGCAUUGAGUGCGGGUGGUUCGCUAAUUGCGGCUUCUGGUGACAAAAUUACUGAUGUCGGUAAGGGAAUUGUGAACUCGGCACAAUUGGUUCCAGUUUCUUCACAUAGUGCUCCAGCAGCGCCGGUCGCCGGUAAAUUUGCAUCAUUGUCUGCGGCUUCAUCGGGCAGCAGCAGCGGUAGUAGUGGCAGUGUUCCCGAAACUGGUCACGGACCCACAGGUCACGGUGAAAUUGUACCAUCGUAUGAUAUACCAACUGCUCAUCAAAGCUAUGGACCACCAUCUAAAUCUCCAUCGCAUUACACGAGUACUUCCUCGCAAUAUCUACCACCAGGAACAUACACUAGUGGUCUGCACUUCACAGGGCCAGCAUCAUACGAAAGUUCGCCUCAUGUCUCCUAUUUGCCAAUAGAAGGAUCACCAUCAUUUAUACAUGACAGAGACAGCAAUAGUGCUUCAACAGCACUAAAGGAAAUCAUGCAAUUUUUGCCAAAGCAUGAGACGAAGAAACUGACCGCAACUUACGCCGCUGCCCCAAAACGACAUAAACUUGUUGACCAGUACGAAAUCCCUAGUGAUCCGAUUCCGACAUACAAAACCUAUAAAAAGCACAUAUCCGAACCACUAGCGCACAACACACUAGAUCACCGUCCAUUGCACAACCUCCACCACCAUCAUCCAUACGACGCCUAUCAUAGUCUAUCGUUGAGACAAACUAAGCGAUCUGGCGGACAAACUCCUAACCAAAACGCCAUCCCGAACUCCUUGAAAACCCCAUACCAUAUCCCCCAAUUCAAAUAUGUGGACCAAACGCCAUGGAAAGUAUCUUUGAAUUCCGGCGUUCCAUCGGCGCCUCUACCAUCCCCAUCCCCAACUCCAAUAACGGUAGAAAAGUCAAUAGCCCCUCUAGAUAUUGAGGCAUUAGUAGCGACAUUGGAAGCAAGGAAAAAAACUAUUGGGGAACAAAGAUCCUCCAUUUCGGUCCAAGAACCCGUUAAAGGACGUACAGAUCGGAAAAUUCCCGUACCAGCGGAGGAUAGCGUACCGAAAACACUGAAUGUUGAAGUUCUCAAAUCCGUCGGAUUUCAAAUCACUGACCCCGAACUAUUCAACAGAGAACUGAUGUACUUAUAAGAAGGACGAUGACACCCACGGACUGAUAUUUGAAUAUUUAUUCGUUACAAACUUAUCUAACUAAUUUAUUUUUGUGUGCCACUACAAGAUACUUCCGACCAAUUCUUCUAUAAACUGUUUGAGGUAUAAUUGUUAUAAAAACGCAGUUACAUGCGAGCGUAUUACAUUAAAUACAGGGAAUCAGGUGCAUACUAUUAGACUGAUAGAUACAUUGUCGUGGAAAACUGUAACACUUGGUGUAAACGGAAUUUAUCGCAUUUAGUGUAGCAACUGCUGUACUUGUCGAAUAUAUCAUAGCGUCUAGAAUUUAACAAUAAUUCAUACACAUAUGAAUAGAUCUUUUACCCGUAAAGUAUGUAGUUGUGACGUGCUAUUAGUCUAAUACCUUUUUAAAAUGAAGUAUGGAAAAAUUUAUCUGCGUAAGGCAUGAAAAGAUUGUACACCUUGUUAACUAUAAUUAAAUUUAAGUUAAGUGUAAAUUUGUAAAAAAUAAUAUUUUUUAUGUUGUUGUAUAUAUUUAUUAUAACUUACGAAAAAAUGUUUGUAAAUAAAUGUAGGUCACAUUGGUGGUAUUACUAAAAAUA
Molecule: messenger RNA, 2439 nt
Organism: Hermetia illucens (black soldier fly)
Lineage: Eukaryota; Metazoa; Arthropoda; Insecta; Diptera; Stratiomyidae
Exons: 10
Coding region: 332-1855 (507 amino acids)
Source: RefSeq, a predicted model, not a curated record